AUGCCAUGGCUUAUGCUUCCCCUCUCAAAAUCCCGUCUACAAUCCCACCGCUCCCGCUACGACAUAUCUACUGACAAGACCUACCAUCUAGAGCUACUAGAAGCUUGUUUCCCCGAGCUUCGCAUUGACUCCUCCAACGGCUGGCUUGUCGAAGAAGACUCGUCAUCUUCGACAACUCCUCUGCCAUCUUUCUCCUCAAUCCUAUCACCCGAGUCCAGUUCCAUCUCCCUCCGCUCUCCUCCUUCCCCAACAUUGAGAGUGUCGACUACUCCAAAUCAAGAAGAUAACUUCAUGGCGGUGGCGAUUAUCAAUAUGACCGGUGGGUUGGCUUACUGUAAGAACGGCCAUCGAUCUUUGACUUUCAUGGGCCAUUUGGGGCUUUCCUUCUACGACGUUACAUAUUAUAAAGACAAAUUCUAUGCUGUGGAUCAGUGCGGAUCAAUGGCGGCUUGCGAUGUAAUCGGCGAAUCACCGAGUGUUUCGAAAAUUGUUCUUAGAGGUUUACAGGAUGAAUUGGAGCCGGCUGCGGUGGGGUAG
Corylus avellana is the source of this 537-nucleotide messenger RNA. The record is from RefSeq and is a predicted model, not a curated record. Lineage: Eukaryota; Viridiplantae; Streptophyta; Magnoliopsida; Fagales; Betulaceae.